AGAAAGUUAAGAUGUUCAGUGUUUCUCAGUAAGCCUCAAGUACAUUGGAUGAAAUAAGGAAGGAGGUCUUAGCAGAAUAAGUGGAUUUGAGGGGCUCGGGAGGAAAACAAGGACGCUAGUUAUCGCUCUCUCCGCUGAAGAGGUGUGGUUUUGGCGAGGGGAUGGAGCACCCUGUUCACAGAGGGGAAACCAUGCCUGUUGGACUUCAUGACAGAUCCCUUGUGGAGGACGACGACGCACACAUGAAAGUGGCUCUGGGCUAUGGCGAUAUGGGCAUCUCUGCUCAUUUGCAGGCAUCCAAAACCGGCAACACACGCUUCUUCACGAGCAACACGCACAGCUCUGUGGUUCUUCAGGGAUUCGACCAGCUGAGGAUAGAGGGCCUACUCUGUGACGUGACUUUGGUGGCAGGAGACGGAGAUGAAGCGUUCCCUGUGCACCGCGCCAUGAUGGCCUCCUCCUCCGACUAUUUCAAAGCCAUGUUUACAGGUGGGAUGAAAGAACAGGAUUUAAUGUGCAUCAAGCUCCACGGGGUGAACCGAAUAGGACUGAAGAAGAUCAUUGACUUUAUCUACACGGCAAAGUUGUCGCUGAACAUGGAAAAUCUGCAGGACACGCUGGAGGCGGCUAGCUUUCUCCAAAUCCUCCCCGUGCUGGAUUUCUGCAAGGUUUUUCUUAUAUCCGGGGUCUCUCUUGACAACUGUGUGGAGGUCGGACGCAUCGCCAACACUUACAACCUCACCGAAGUGGACAAAUACGUCAACAACUUCAUUUUGAAAAACUUCCCUUCGUUGCUUGGCACGGGAGAGUUUGUGAAGUUACCUUUUGAACGCUUGGCUUUUGUAUUGUCGAGCAACAGCUUAAAACACUGCAGCGAAUUGGACCUGUUCAAAGCUGCGUGCCGCUGGUUGCGCUUUGAGGAUGGCAGAAUGGACUGCGCCUCCAAACUCAUGAAGAACAUCCGAUUCCCCCUCAUGAACCCACAAGAGCUCAUCAACCAUGUUCAGACUGUAGACUUUAUGCGCACAGAUAACACUUGUGUCAACCUCCUGCUGGAAGCUAGCAACUACCAAAUGAUGCCCUACAUGCAGCCAGUCAUGCAGUCAGAAAGGACAGCCAUCCGAUCAGACAGCGCCCACCUGGUAACUUUGGGCGGGGUCUUGCGUCAACAGUUGGUCGUGAGCAAAGAGCUGCGAUUAUUUGACGAAAAGGCUCACGAGUGGAAAGCCCUUGCACCCAUGGACGCGCCACGGUACCAGCAUGGCAUUGCGGUGAUUGGGAACUUCUUGUACGUAGUGGGCGGCCAAAGUAACUAUGACACCAAAGGCAAGACGGCGGUGGACACGGUGUUCCGCUACGAUCCGCGUUACAACAAGUGGAUGCAGGUGGCAUGCCUUAACGAGAAGCGCACCUUCUUCCACCUCAGUGCACUGAAGGGACACCUCUACGCCGUGGGGGGGAGGAACGCCGCAGGAGAGCUUGCUACUGUGGAGUGCUACAACCCCAGGACAAACGAAUGGACAUAUGUUGCCAAAAUGAAUGAGCCACACUAUGGACACGCUGGGACAGUGUAUGGUGGCUACAUGUACAUUUCAGGGGGAAUCACUCACGACACUUUCCAGAAGGAGCUGAUGUGCUUCGACCCGGACGCAGACAAAUGGACUCAGAAGGCGCCCAUGACGACGGUGCGCGGCUUGCACUGCAUGUGCACGGUGGGCGACCGUCUCUAUGUGAUUGGAGGAAACCACUUCAGGGGCACCAGUGACUAUGAUGACGUGCUCAGCUGCGAGUACUACUCCCCAGCUCUGGACUUAUGGACGCCUAUUGCUGCCAUGCUGCGUGGCCAGAGCGAUGUGGGCGUGGCUGUGUUUGAGAAUAAGAUUUACGUGGUGGGCGGGUACUCGUGGAACAAUCGCUGUAUGGUAGAAAUAGUGCAGAAGUACGACCCAGAAAAAGACGAGUGGCACAAAGUCUUUGACUUACCAGAGUCCCUGGGGGGUAUCCGGGCCUGCACGCUCACAGUGUUCCCCCCUGACGACCUGUCGGGUUCCCCAUCCAGAGAGUCACCACUGUCGGCGCCUUGACACGUAAUGGCUGGGCGGCCAUAAAGCUACACCCACCCAGCCCUCAGACAAACCCCUAUAGACUUUGUUUGCACUUCCUCUUGGACUACAUCUGUACUGCUAUGUUUCCCUAGCCCUUCUCCUCAAAGUUGUGCAGAAACUUCUCCCCCGACCCCUCAAGUUCAUACCGAUACAGUUUGGCAACCUAAUUACGUGUUAAUGUUGCAUAUUCGGUAUACUCUGUAUUCUUUGGCAGGAAACACCUUGACUUGAAAAGUGACUUUGCAAAUCAACUUUUCUACCUGAUGUCUACUAAGUUUUCUUAUUUCUUUUAGAGCUGUGAUGUUGACUCCUGCACUGUCACUGUCUCUCUGUCUGUAGAGCUAUGCCAGAGUCGAGCAGGUGAAUUCAGAGAGCUACAGCAUAUAGGGAUGAGUUGGCAUCACAACACAAACUGGUUUUUAACUCAGGGCUUGGCACAGGCCCCACUUCUCUUGGACAGUUUCAUUUUAUUUCCCGCUGUUGCUAUGAAACUGUUAACAUGAUGGUGUUUUCUAAAUUUAAUAAAGACGAUUUUGAAAGUAA
This is a messenger RNA of Boleophthalmus pectinirostris (great blue-spotted mudskipper), 2648 nucleotides long. RefSeq names its product kelch-like family member 13 (gene klhl13). NCBI's taxonomy places the organism in Eukaryota, Metazoa, Chordata, Actinopteri, Gobiiformes, Gobiidae. The coding region runs from base 162 to 2084 and encodes 640 amino acids. The transcript is spliced from 8 exons. Gene Ontology annotation, cellular component: Cul3-RING ubiquitin ligase complex. The record is from RefSeq and is a predicted model, not a curated record. Gene Ontology annotation, biological process: regulation of cytokinesis; protein ubiquitination. Gene Ontology annotation, molecular function: ubiquitin-protein transferase activity; cullin family protein binding.